Molecule: messenger RNA, 1281 nt
Organism: Dicrocoelium dendriticum
Lineage: Eukaryota; Metazoa; Platyhelminthes; Trematoda; Plagiorchiida; Dicrocoeliidae
Source: the annotation of a GenBank genome assembly
AUGAAACUGGCCGAAAGAUUCUUUCUGAAAAUUAAGCAUCCUGGUGACCGUAUUGAGGAGGUGGAUGAGGAAUCGUUUGCGUUAUCUACAAUCCACGACUUGGUCUUUCUAGACAAUGCACAGAGGCUGUUUGGAAAUACCAGUCAAACCGGUGUGGACGCGUUUGUCCGGAAAGAAAAUGAACUAUCGCUGAAAGAAUUGUGGAGCAAAUACGAGAAUGAACAGCACUCCGCCAUUGAGGGAAUUUCGAUUGUCAAACUGUUCUCUCUUCAUUUUAGCCCAUUACCCAUUGAUCAGGUUAAAUCGCGCAUGCUGCAGGAUACCAUUGCGAUCAUUUUAAUAUCUUACUUUACCGCAUUUCUUGGCGAAGGCCUAACAUGGUUAUUUGUUUACCGAACUGAGAGGUAUCAAAAGUUGAAAUCUGAGGUGGAUAAACAGAGCAAACGCUUGGAAAAGCAGCGCGAUGUCACAGACAUCACCAUCGAUCGCACAGCGAAGAAACGGCUUGAAAAGCAGGAAGAGCGUUUGAAGAACAUAAGCAGAGAGUUUUCGAUGGUCAAAAUGAAAUCCAUGUUCGCGGUUGGCAUCAUUUUUACGUCACUGUUCAGCGUCUUCAGCAAUAUGAGCAUUAGCACGGAACACGCGUGCGAAUUCUGUUGAUCUUCUCACCAAUGCGAUCAGUAGCUUCACUUUUGACGCAGAUUCCGGUUUCACUUUUGAGGCAUAGUUCAAACGCUGAAAGAUAUGUUCCGGACGGACUUCAGUCGUCAGGACGAUCCCUGGAAAGUGCGUUUGUUACUUCACAAAUUCGGCGCGAGCGAGCAUUCAAGAUUCAUCGACCAUAUUCUGCCCAAACAACCAAAGGGCCUGACUUUCGACGAAGCGGUCUCACGGCUCUGAAAUAUUUGGUUUGACGGUCGCGUGGUAGCCAAACUUCCGUUCAUGCCUAUCCCAUGGAUCCGUGGGCUGUCGCAUCGCAAUUUGCCUGGUGACGACUUCACAGAUGGGUCCUUUAUCUUCAUCUACAUGCUAUGCACGAUGUCGAUUCGCCAGAAUGUGCAAAAGAUGCUGGGUUUCGCUCCAUCACGCACCAUAAACAAACAAGCUCCUGGACUGAGUUAACACUUCACCAAGUUGUCACGGCACGCAAUGCGCUGGAUUGUGUUCUUCCAAGUGACUGAUAACCUUUUCAUCAUUAUGUAUCAAUACAAUGAAGUGUCUUCCUCAUCCGACUUCUACGCGGUAGAUAGAAUAUGUGCGAAUUUUCCCAAGACGCUUGAG